Calypte anna (Anna's hummingbird) is the source of this 1210-nucleotide messenger RNA. RefSeq names its product interleukin 18 (gene IL18). Gene Ontology annotation, biological process: immune response; inflammatory response. The record is from RefSeq and is a predicted model, not a curated record. Gene Ontology annotation, molecular function: cytokine activity. NCBI's taxonomy places the organism in Eukaryota, Metazoa, Chordata, Aves, Apodiformes, Trochilidae. The coding region runs from base 178 to 768 and encodes 196 amino acids. The transcript has 6 exons.
UUAUUCUGCCCGUGGGACAGCGCUGCAAGCCGCAAUGUAAAAUCCCCAUGCCCGGCUCCCACCGCCCCUCCGGGGCUCCCGCGGGUGUCACAGGGACGCGCGGAGGUGACGCCAGCCCGGGCUCAGCCCUGCCCGGCAGCACCCCGCAAGCUUUGACUCCCGCACCCCAGGGAGAAGAUGAGCGAUGAGGAGAUUCUUGUGUCUCCAAUACAACUUGGAAAAAAUUCCUGCCUCUAUUUUGAAGAUGAUGAUGGUCUGGAAUGUGAUGCCUUCUGUAAGGAUAAAAUUCUCUACAGAGUCCUGAGAAAUGUCAACAGCCAGUUGCUUGUGGUUCGACCAGAUUUAAACGUGGCAGCUUUUGAACAUCUGACAGACCAGGAGAUGAAAUCUGGCAAUGGAAUGCUGUUCAGCAUCCACUGUUACAAUAGUACCACACCUGGGGCAGGGACACCUGUUGCAUUCAGUGUCCAGGUAGAAGAUAAAAGUUACUACAUGUGUUGUGAGGAGGAAUGUGGAAAAAUGAUCAUUCAAUUUAAGGAAGGAGAAGUUCCUGAGAAAUUUCCUGGUGAAAGUAAUGUAAUCUUUUUCAAAAAGAGAUUUACAUCUUCUAGUUCCAGAGCAUUUAAGUUUGAAUACUCACUAGAACAAGGAAUGUUUCUGGCCUUUGAGGAAGAAGGUAGCUUAAGAAAAUUAAUUCUAAAGAAACUCUCAAGAGAAGAUGAAGUGGAUGAAACCAUGAAGAUAAGUUUCCAACUUAAGUCAGAAUGAGAGUGACAACAUAUGACAUACUGCAAGUCUUAAAAUACGUUUAAGAAAGAUAUUUUUUCUUCAGGCAAGUCAGUUUUAUGUUUUUAGCUGCCAUAAAUCAGUACAAAAUAAAGGAAAAGAAAUCCAAACUAUUGGUAAAAGGAAGCAGAAUAUUUUCUGGUCAGAAGAGAAUUACACCAUGAAGAAACAAGAAUGUGCAUGUCUGUGUGGUCCUGUUUGAUCCCAAUCAUCUUUACUGGCUAUUGAUCAAGCAGCUUUUGAAUCAGGUGUCAUAUAUAUGAAGUAGACCUAUUUUGGGGAGGGAGAAAAGACCACUUAAAAUGUAUUUCUAUAAGCUGACCAUGCACCUAGCCAAUAAACACUGGGUUUGCAUCAGGAUUACUUCUGGAGUGUCUCCAUCAAUCUGUUACAGUGACAUUCUCAUCUUCACCUGAAGUAGAAA